Candoia aspera is the source of this 1489-nucleotide messenger RNA. RefSeq names its product cathepsin W (gene CTSW). The coding region runs from base 178 to 1239 and encodes 353 amino acids. Gene Ontology annotation, molecular function: cysteine-type endopeptidase activity. The record is from RefSeq and is a predicted model, not a curated record. The transcript is spliced from 11 exons. NCBI's taxonomy places the organism in Eukaryota, Metazoa, Chordata, Lepidosauria, Squamata, Candoiidae. Gene Ontology annotation, cellular component: lysosome.
GUUGCGGGCUUUUGAAUCAUCUUGAGAGCAAGGACCAAACUCACACUUCGUCUUCCUGUCACUGUGGUUUCCCCUUUUACUGCAGCCCUCUCCCCACCUCCCCCCAAAUAGCGUCUUUCUUUCCAGCCUUUGUCAGUACUUUCACUCCCAACCCAACUGCAACAAGGCGUACCCGCAAUGUGGCUGGCCAACUUCGCUGCUUGCCUGAUGCUAUGGGGGACAUGGAGCUCUGCCUUUCUGGCCAAUUCUACCCUCCCUCCAGAUCUCGGCACGAUCCAGUUGACUCAGAUGUUCCAGGAUUUUAUGGUUAAGUUCAACAAAACCUACCACAGCCAAGAAGAGAUGCUCCACCGCUUCAAGGUCUUUGUACAAAACUUGGAGACAAGCCAGGCCCUGCAGGACACUGAGUUGGGGACAGCACAGUACGGGAUCACCCUUUUCAGUGACUUGACAGAAAGUGAGUUUGCCAAGGAGUUUGGCAACCCCGUUUUGCAGGCCCCACGGCUUGUGGCAACGCAGCCACACAGCAGCCCCUCCAAGGUGCCCAAAUCCUGCGACUGGAGGAAAGCGGAGGCUGUCCUCACAGUGAAGUACCAGGGAUACUGCAAUUGCUGUUGGGCCUUCGCAGCCGUCUCCAAUGUAGAGGCCCUGUGGAAGAUUCACCGGAAUUCCUGCCACAGCCUCUCGGUGCAAGAACUCAUUGACUGCACGUAUCCUUCCAGAGGCGGCUGCGAGGGUGGCUUUGUCUGGGAUGCACUUUUGUACAUCUUCAGCAGUGGAUUGUCAACAAGCACUCUCUACCCCUACGUCGAGAGAGACCAGGUCUGCCAAAAACACAGGGGUCGAAAGCUAACCAAGAUUGACGGUUACAACUUACUUCCAAGGGAUGAGAAAUAUAUAGCUGAAAUCGUUGCCUCCCAAGGGCCUGUAACAGCUCUCAUGAACCAGAAAAUCAUUCAGAACUACCAGAAGGGUAUCAUUCAGAGGUCCAAGGAGGACUGUGACCCCGACAGGCUUGACCACGCGGUCCUUAUUGUUGGCUUUGGUGAAGCCAAAAGUCGACGUGGCUCCUGGAGUGGACUGUACUGGAUUAUCCAGAACUCAUGGGGAGACCACUGGGGAGAACAGGGUUAUUUCCGGCUGCACCGUGGUUCCAACGCUUGUGGGAUUAGCAAGUUUGCAACGACAGCGGUCCUCAAGAAUUUGGGAAGACAGACGCCGGUUGCUUGUCCUCCAUGAUGGUGCGCGUGCAUCUGUGUGUGGCCUUGGAGCACGGAGUCUUAUUCCUCUUCAAGCCUUCCCAAUCUAGAGCCCUCCAGAUGUUGUUGGCCUACAGUCACUAAUGGCUUCUUCCUCAGAGUUAAUUAGUUUCUUUAAAAUGCAAGGUUUCUUGAUUUUCCCCAGCUGUCUCUUAAUUUUGAAAGCAACUGUUUGAUAGUGGCUAACCCCCCUGCCUCCCCAUUUUAGAAUUGCCAAGUCAACAUUUGGG